This is a messenger RNA of Protopolystoma xenopodis, 195 nucleotides long. Lineage: Eukaryota; Metazoa; Platyhelminthes; Monogenea; Polystomatidea; Polystomatidae. The record is from the annotation of a GenBank genome assembly.
ACUAACACACUAACACCUGUGCAUCUUCGCAAAGCCAAGCUGAUGUUCUUUUAUACGAGAUAUCCUAACUCAGCCCUACUUAAGGUAUAUUUUCCUGACGUGAAGUUCAACAAGAAUAAUACAGCUCAACUGGUAAAAUGGUUCAGCAACUUUAGUCUAAUUAACACCACAAAAAAUUAUUUGAAAAUAGUGUAA